CAAUCUUCUGAGAAUCGAUUGGAGAUGGGUUUGUCGACAGGAGCUUGCUUGGCCCUUUGCUGCUUCUUACUGUGCUGCCAAGCCUCAGGAUCGCAGGGGCCGAUGAGGAGACUCUUCCAAGUUAAAGCUCCUUGCCCAUUUGAUUUCGGGACCGUCAACUAUACCAGUAUCACGAGCGUAUGCAAGUCGCCAUACCCGCGAAAGCCCUGCUGCGACUCUUUCAUCGCACUCACCUGUAGGUACAUCACUUACUUCAAUGAUCUAAACACCACUUGCGCGGACGAGAUGUUUGCGUACCUCAACAAUGCCGGGGCUUACCCGGGUGGCCUCUUUGCCAAUAUCUGCGUUGCCGGGCCCGAGGGCCUGCCUUGUCCCGCCGCACCAGCUCCUCUCCCAGUUCCAUAA
This is a messenger RNA of Selaginella moellendorffii, 405 nucleotides long. RefSeq names its product GPI-anchored protein LLG1. Bases 25 to 405 code for a protein of 126 amino acids. The record is from RefSeq and is a predicted model, not a curated record. The transcript is spliced from 3 exons. NCBI's taxonomy places the organism in Eukaryota, Viridiplantae, Streptophyta, Lycopodiopsida, Selaginellales, Selaginellaceae.